CCUGAUGCAUGCACGCAGCCUGUGGCGUGUUCAGCUCCACGGAACGCCACGAAAGUGGUCGGCAAGAAGCAACAUUAAGGCGGCUGUGUCCACAUCAGCCGCGCACACUGGCGCCAGCUGAAAGUGUCGCCGCCUCUGGUUGCGUGGAAACUAAAAAAAAAAAUGGCUAUGCCUUGAACUGCUGUGGAAGCAUCUCCAGCAGCGCGUCUGCACAAGUUUCACCGGAAACAUGACGAUUUAAAGCCGGGCUGCAGGAGAGAGAGAGACAGCUGCAAACGCUCAUCAGUUAGCGGGGAGAUUGAUGCAUUCUCAGAGCAUGCCCGCAUCCGUCGCAACAUGUCCAUCCUGGUUGACUAUGUGGUGAUGUGUUUGCUGCUGCACAGCCUGGUGCUAAUGACCUUCUGCUUCCACCACGCCGCCACCAGUUGCUCCAAGCGCUGCUACUGCUCGGAAAGCGAAGGCGGCGGCAAGACGGUACGCUGCAGCAAUCAGCAGCUCACCGAGAUCCCUCAGGACAUCCCCAACGACACACGGCGGGUCUACCUGGACUUUAACCUCCUCACCUCAGUCCCGGCGAACGCUUUUAAUGGUCUGUCCCAAUUGAUGGAGCUGGACCUAUCGCACAAUGACAUAAGCCAGCUGGAGUCGGGAGCUUUCAGAGGUCUGGGGUCCUCAUUGCAGUUCCUUGACCUCUCUGCUAACAAGUUAGUCCAUUUUAAUCCGGAUGCCUUUGAGAACUUGCGGGCUCGUGCAAAUCUGACAAACAAUCCCUGGCAUUGCGACUGCAACCUGCAGAUGGCCAUGCUCCACGUGGAGCUGGAGGCCGUCUCACUGACUGGCAUCGUGUGCCUGACUUCAGACCCGGAAGAGAUGAGCGUACAGGGCCUGGCAUUCCUCCUGGAGCCGGACGUUGACCUAUGUGUGGUGAUGAAGAGGACUACAGACGUGGCCAUGCUGGUGGUCAUGUUUGGAUGGUUCACAAUGGUCAUCUCUUACCUGGUUUACUACGUCAGGGCCAACCAAGAGGACGCCCGCAGACACCUGGAGUAUCUAAAGUCUUUGCCCAGUAGGCAAGCAAAAUCGGAGGAGUCGUCCACCAUAAGUACUGUUGUGUAAGCUCUUUUAUAUGACAACAAAAACUUGGGUGGACUAAAUACUAGGAAAACUGUCUCUCUUCUGACUGAUGUGCUUCUUGUCUAUUCCACUUUCAUCUCCAACAGCAACCUUUGAAAUGAUUUGCGAGUCAUUAGAAAACUUCACAACUCAGUAUGACUGGCUGAUUCUAAACUUUCUGUUCAUAUACAUGCUGGCACAGCCACUAGUUGCUAGGCAGAGUUCAUUGGGCUCAUUCAUAACUUUCCCACCAAACAAUGAAAAGAAAGCACAGGUCAAGUUACGCCGACAAGGCUGACGGUAACCGUCAGGAACAGGACUCAAAUUAGUCUUGAAACUAUACAAAAUAUAGCAGACAUCAGCCAAAGAAAAGAUAGCAAAUGUCAAGUCACACCCAAAAGGCUGACGGUAUCCUGCAGGAACAGGACUCAAAUUAGUCCUAAAUCUAUACAAAAUACUGCAGAGUCACUUGUUGCUAGGCUGAGUUCAUCAAGCUUAAUCAUAACUGCCCCACCAGCCAAUGCAAAGAUAGCAAAUGUCAAGUUCCGCCCACAAGGCUGACGGCAUUCUGCAAGAACAGGACUCAAAUUAGUCUUAACACUAUACAAAAUAUUGCUGAGUCACUCGUUGCUAGGCAGAAUUCAUAAGGCUCAAUCAUAACGGCCCCACCAGCCAAUGCAAACAAUGUCAACUGUCAAGUUGGUACCCUGCAGUAACAGGACUCAAAUUAGUCUUAACACUAUACAAAAUAUUGCAGAGUCACAUGUUGUUAGGCAGAGUUCAGGCUUAAUCAUAACUGCCCCACCAACCAAAUGAAAAAACAUGUCCAGACCAUAUGGAAACAAAACUCCAGACACUAAGUACAGUGGAACCUUGCUUUACGAACCUCUCAUUGCAUAAACUUUUUGAUUUACGAACCACAGAUCAAGUAAAAAUAUGCUUUGGUACACGGAAGUUGUUUUAGUGUACAAGCAUUUCAUCCAUCCAUUUUGUGCCCGGCAGCCCAGCCAUUGUGGGCGGGCCUAUCGAUAUCUGGUGCUCAUUCAGUCAGCACAGCAAUGCUGUCGUUAAAGGGGAACUGCACUUUUAAAAAAAAAAAUCGUCCACAAUCAUUAUUAUAGAAAAUAACACACAGGAGUUGGUGGGGUGGGGGGGGUGUACAUAUGCGGCCCCCUCCAAGGUUUUUCAUUGUCAUCCCAUUGGACUGAGUUUUUUCUUGCCCUGAUGUGGGAUCUGAGCCGAGGAUGUCGUUGUGGCUUGUGCAGCCCUUUGAGACACUGGUGAUUUAGGGGUAAAUAAGUAAACAUUGAUUGAUUGAUUGGUAUGUUAGAAAGGGAAAAAAUUACUAACUUUUUGUCUCCUUGUCUUGUAAUGAUUGUGAACGAUAGGCAAAAUUCCCAAAAAAAGUGCAGUUCCCCUUUAAUUACUGUAGUGAAUUGGUUGUGUGCAUUUUCAAAGUGUUUUUAGCGUUUUUACAACAUUUUCCUAGUUUUGCUAGCUCAAUAUGAGUCCAAAAAAAGUAAAGGACAAGCGAUGUGUGGUUUCCAGAAGUAUCCAUGGCGUUGUUGACACUUCCUCCCUUCUCUACUUACCUUCUACUGCAUGCAAAGAUCAACCAAGAAGGUAAAUUGGAUUCAAUGUUUUUAUUCCUCAAUCAUUGUAGCGACCUGGCUGUUAAAGUUAAGUUCUGUGAUUUCAAACUUCGAGUGCACCAGAGGGCCAGUUACAGUGUGUGUGCGUGUUGGCAGGGCAGCUGAAAAUGAGGACAGUUCAGCUAUUUGUUGUUGUUUCUAACUUUGGUAUUGAAUAAAAAGUUGAUACAUAAUAUUUUAUAGUGCUUUAUAGCAUUCAAAGUGUACAAACAUUUACUAAAAGGUGGACUUUUGUCAAGGCUGAAACACAUUAUUCAUAUUCACAUUGUUUCUUAUGGAGAAAUUUGCGUCAGUAAAUAAACAUUCCUAUUUACGAACCCUGUUCAAAAACAUAUUAAGUCUAUAAAUGGAUGUUCCACUGACAGUAUUC
Messenger RNA from Nerophis ophidion (straightnose pipefish), 3135 nucleotides. It is a transcript of the gene lrrc3ca, whose product is annotated as leucine rich repeat containing 3Ca. Lineage: Eukaryota; Metazoa; Chordata; Actinopteri; Syngnathiformes; Syngnathidae. Gene Ontology annotation, molecular function: protein binding. The record is from RefSeq and is a predicted model, not a curated record. The coding region runs from base 337 to 1116 and encodes 259 amino acids. The transcript is spliced from 2 exons. Gene Ontology annotation, cellular component: plasma membrane.